Stegodyphus dumicola is the source of this 794-nucleotide messenger RNA. RefSeq names its product astacin-like metalloprotease toxin 5. Gene Ontology annotation, molecular function: zinc ion binding; metalloendopeptidase activity. NCBI's taxonomy places the organism in Eukaryota, Metazoa, Arthropoda, Arachnida, Araneae, Eresidae. The record is from RefSeq and is a predicted model, not a curated record. Gene Ontology annotation, biological process: proteolysis.
GAGGGGACAGGAAAAGCAGCGCAGUUCGGGGAUUAGAUAAGAAGGGGGGCUCUUCAAUUAAAUUUCGAGCAGUUCGUAUCCUACCAAAUUUACGAAUGCCCCUGAAUGUUUAUAUCCUGUUUCUUUCUCUAUUUUUGUAAGUCUUAACUACUUUUAGGACAAAGGUGCUAUUGUUUUCCCAGAAAAACUAUGGCCGAAUGGAGUCGUACCUUACUCUAUUGACAAGGGACUGACAUUUCAAUCCAAAACCCGUGGAGCUUUCUCUUAUUACAUGAGAAGUACCUGCAUUCGAUUUGUUGAAAGAACAGAUGAAAAAGACUAUAUUAGAAUUUUUCCCGGACAAGGUUUUUUUUCUAGAUGUUAUUCUCACGUGGGAAGGACGGGAGGCCAGCAACCUGUUUCCAUUGGACAAGGUUGCAAUUGGCUAGGCACCAUUAUUCAUGAGCUCGGGCAUGCUUUAGGAUUCUACCAUGAGCAAAAUAGAUCCGACAGAGACGAAUAUUUAAUUAUCUAUUGGGAUAACAUCAAAGAAGGUUUAGAGGAUCAGUUCUUCCUGUUGAAACCUGAACAAAAUCUGCUGCUCACGGACUUUGACUACGACUCCAUUAUGCUGUAUGGAGAAUACACUUUCUCCAAGGAAAAAGGUAUUCUCAAAACCAUGGCUGCCAAAAAGGGCAAUAAGCGUCUUCUAGAGGUAACACAGAAAGGACAAUUGAGUAAAACUGAUAUUGUAAGAAUAAGCAUGUUGUACAAAUGCAAUAAAAAAAGCAAUAAAUUAUAAAUUCAUCAAUUUA